UCCAAUCCUGCCGCCCAAAUUCAAGUGAGUUAGAAGAAGAGAAGGCAGGCGUGUGUCGUCGUUGUUACUCAUUGAAAACUGUCGGCCACCCCGGGGCGAAAAGUACGACUGCCAUUUAUUUCAAACACAGUCAACGGUUUUGCGAGGGGGCGGCUUCGAGAUGCACAUCAAGUCGAUUAUCAUCGACGGGUUCAAAUCCUACGCGCAACGCACUGAGAUCAACGGCUUCGACCCGCUCUUCAACGCCAUCACCGGGCUCAACGGUAGCGGCAAGUCCAACAUUUUGGACUCCAUAUGUUUUCUCUUAGGCAUUACCAACCUUACUCACGUUCGAGCCUCCAACCUCCAGGAUCUGGUCUACAAAAACGGACAGGCAGGCAUCACCAAGGCCACUGUGUCCAUCACUUUUGACAACGCCAACAAAAACCAGAGUCCUUUGGGCUUUGAAACCCAUGAUGAGAUCACAGUCACCAGGCAGGUUGUAAUUGGUGGCCGAAACAAAUAUCUCAUCAAUGGAGUCAACGCGAACAACACCAGAGUGCAGGACUUGUUCUGCUCUGUUGGCCUCAACGUCAACAACCCCCAUUUUCUCAUCAUGCAGGGAAGGAUCACCAAAGUCCUAAAUAUGAAGCCACCGGAGAUCCUUUCCAUGAUUGAGGAGGCUGCAGGCACCAGAAUGUACGAGUGCAAAAAGAUAAGCGCCCAGAAGACCAUCGAGAAGAAGGAGGCCAAGCUGAAGGAGAUCCACACUAUUUUGGAUGAAGAAAUUACUCCAACCAUGCAGAAACUACAAGAGGAGCGAUCGUCAUACUUGGAGUACCAGAAACUGAUGCGUGAGAUGGAGCACUUGUCGCGCCUGUACGUGGCCUGGCAGUUCAUGUGCGCCGAGGAGACCAAACUGAAGUCCGCCGAGAAUCUGAAAGUGAUGCAGGACAACAUCGCUAAGAUGCAAGCCGGGCUGGCUGAGAACCACAGCAAAAUCCAGGAGCUCGCUGUGCAGAUUCAGGAACUGAAAGACAAAAGAGACCAGGAAGUGAACAGUGUAUUAAAAUCUCUGGAGGAAAGGCUGGCCGACGUGCAGCGUGUGGAUGCCAAAGCUCAGAGUGCUCUCGAUUCGAAAAAACAGAACUUAAAGGAUGAAAGCAAGAAGCGGGAGGAGCUUGUCAAGAGCAUGCGGGAGGACAAGAAGAUGCUGGUGGUGAAAGAAAAAGAGGUGUCCAAGUUGACAGAGCAGCUUCAGGCUCUAAAGGAGGAAGGCCAGAAGGACGGCGCGGCCCUCGAGGCGGCCGAGCAGCAUUUUAAGGCCGUGUCCGCCGGCCUGUCCAGCAACGAGGACGGAGAGGAGGCCACGCUGGCCGGUCAGAUGAUGGCCUGUAAGAAUGACAUGAGCAAGGCCGACACCGAGGCCAAGCAGGCCCAAAUGACGCUGAAGCACGCCCAAGCUGAACUGAAGACCAAGCAGGCCGAGGUGAAAAAGAUGGACAGCGGCUACAAGAAGGACCAGGACAGUCUCCAGGCUAUUAAAAGCAGCAAGGAAAAAUUAGAGGCCGAGCUAGCCAAACUCAAAUAUGAAGAUGGGAAGGAGGAAAGUCUUCUGGAGAAGAGAAGGCAGCUGUCCAGAGAGGUCGAAAAUCUGAAAGAGACAUACGAGCGGCUUGUGUCUCGCUUCCCAAACCUUCGCUUUGACUACAAGGACCCCGAGCGUGGAUGGGACCGCAGUAAAGUCAAGGGGCUGCUGGCGAACUUGAUUUCAGUACGCGACGUCUCCUACGCGACCGCCCUGGAGGUGGUCGCAGGAGGGCGACUCUAUAACAUCGUCGUCGACACCGAGGUGACAGGUAAGAAGCUGCUGGAGAAGGGAGAGCUGCAGCGCCGAUACACCAUCAUUCCCCUGAACAAGAUCUCUGCCAAGAUGCUGAGUGACAAAGUGGUCAAUGUUGCCAAGAGCCUGGCGGGAGAGGACAACGUCCACACGGCUCUAUCCCUGGUGGGCUACGAGUCGGACCUGCGCAAGGCCAUGGAGUACGUGUUUGGCUCCACGAUGGUGUGCGACACGCUGGAAAACGCCAAGAAAGUGGCUUUCGAUAAGCAGGUGAUGACCAAGACCGUCACUCUCGGAGGAGACAUUUUCGACCCACAAGGAACUCUGACCGGAGGAGCUCGUUCGAAGUCUGCGUCUGUCCUGACCAGCCUGCAGGAGGUGAAGGAGGUUCAGGGCAACUUGAAUGAAAAGGAAGCCCAGCUGCGGGAUACGGAGCAACAAUUGGCCAGCCUGAAGGGAACUGCGGAGAAGUACCGUCAGCUGAAGCAGCAGCACGAGCUGAAGGUGGAGGAGGAGCAGAUUUUGCAGGCCAAGCUGCAGCAGAGCGCCUUCCACCAGCAGCAAGAGGAGCUUGAGAGGCUGCGCAAAGCCAUCGAGGAGAGCGAGGAGACUCUGCGCGUCACCAAGGAGGUGCAGACGCGGGCGGAGGAGAAGUACAAAGUGCUGGAGAACAAGAUGAAGAAUGCAGAAGCAGAGAGGGAGAAGGACCUGAAAGCCGCCCAGCAGAAGCUCAACGCGGCCAAGGCCAAAGCAGACGCCUUCAACGAGAAGCUCAAGCAGAAGCAGCAGGAGUCGGACGCCGUGGCGUUGGAGCUGGAGGAGCUGCGGCGGGAGCAGGAGGCUUAUGAGCAGCAGAUUCAAGCUGUGGACGAGGCCAUCGCGGCCAUCAAAGAGCAGAUCGAAAGCAUAGCCUGCACUGUGUCGCACAACAAGGACGCAGUUCGAAAGGCCCAGGAGGAGCUUUCCAAGCAGAAAGAUGUCAUCAUGGCUCAGUUCAAAGAGAUCAAGGAGAAAACCACAGAAGCUGGCAAGAUACAAGAGCAGAACAAUGAAGCCCAGCUGAAGAUUAAGGAGUUAGAACACAACAUCAGUAAACACCUCAAAGACAGCCAGGAUGCGGCAGGCGCGGUGACUCGGAUGCUGGAGGAGCACGACUGGAUCCAGUCUGAGCGUCAGCACUUUGGGCGGCUCAACUCCUCCUACGACUUCAAGACCAACAACCCCCGCGAGGCCGGCCAGCGCCUCAAGAAGCUGAAGGAGACCACCGGCAAGCUGGAGAGAAACGUCAACAAGCGAGCCAUGAACAUGCUCAACGAGGCCGAGGAACGGUACAAUGACCUGAUGAAAAAGAAGAGGAUCGUGGAGAACGACAAGGCGAAGAUCCUGCAGACCAUCGAGGAGCUGGACCAGAAGAAGAACGAAGCUCUCAAUGUGGCCUGGCAGAAGGUCAACAAGGACUUUGGUUCCAUUUUUUCCACCCUGCUGCCAGGAGCCUCAGCGAAGCUUGCUCCCCCGCAGGGCUGCGGCGUACUCGACGGUCUGGAGUUCAAGGUGGCCCUGGGCAACAUCUGGAAGGAGAACCUGUCUGAACUCAGCGGGGGGCAAAGGUCUCUGGUGGCCUUGUCGCUCAUCCUAGCCAUGCUGCUGUUCAAGCCCGCUCCCAUCUACAUCUUAGAUGAGGUGGACGCCGCGCUGGACCUUUCGCACACGCAAAACAUCGGGCAGAUGCUGCGCAGGCAUUUUACACACUCUCAGUUUGUGGUGGUGUCACUCAAGGACGGCAUGUUCACCAACGCCAACGUCCUCUUCAAGACCAAGUUUGUGGACGGCAUGUCCACGGUGUCGCGCACUGCCCUCAGCCAGAGCGACGCCAACCUGCCCCACAAGAGGAUCAAGUAGCUCGUUAGAUCGACAUCAGAACGCGUUGGUCAUUUUCCAGCAUAAAUGAUAUCAUCACACUUGCCAUUUGUAUGCAGUUUAUUCAUUCUCACGCGCUCUUUGUUGCAUUUGACACUUUUUUUUUUACACUUCAAACUUUGUGUAUAUAUUUUGAACUUUUUAUUUUUUAUGUCCCUUGCCUCUCUGCUACAUGUCUU
Messenger RNA from Phycodurus eques (leafy seadragon), 3918 nucleotides. It is a transcript of the gene smc2, whose product is annotated as structural maintenance of chromosomes 2. Lineage: Eukaryota; Metazoa; Chordata; Actinopteri; Syngnathiformes; Syngnathidae. Gene Ontology annotation, molecular function: ATP hydrolysis activity; ATP binding; protein binding. Gene Ontology annotation, biological process: chromosome organization. The record is from RefSeq and is a predicted model, not a curated record. Gene Ontology annotation, cellular component: chromosome.